Messenger RNA from Phytophthora sojae, 498 nucleotides. RefSeq lists its product as hypothetical. The record is from RefSeq and is a predicted model, not a curated record. Lineage: Eukaryota; Oomycota; Peronosporomycetes; Peronosporales; Peronosporaceae. Bases 1 to 498 code for a protein of 165 amino acids. The transcript has a single exon.
AUGGACUCGGCGGACGCGACGUCGCCGCGCCAAGUGGAGCUGCAGCUGCCGAGCGAUGAGGACUCCGUGACCAAGUACGCGUGCAAGAAGUGCCGCUGCGUGCUGUUCACGAGCGAGCAGCUGACACCGCACGAGCCGGAGCGCCACCAGAUCUCGGCACGCCGGCGGCUCAAGGACCUCAAGCACCAGGUGGGCGGCCACGUCGACUGCUCCUCGUUCUUCCUGGAGGAGACGCUGCCCUGGAUGGACGAGGCGCUGCUGGCCGAGGGCAAGAUCCACUGCCCCACGGCCAAGUGCCAGUCGCGCCUUGGGGCGCUGCAGUGGUCGGGCUCGCAGUGCUCGUGCGGCACGUGGGUCACGCCCAGCAUCAAGAUCACCCAGAGUAGGGUAGACGCGGUCAUUAAGCAGAGCAAUCUGAACAUCGUCACGGGCGUCGUGCUGCCGAACGCCUCGCAGACCUACGCGGCGCAGACGGCGCCCUCCAGCUCGGAGAAUUGA